AUGCCGCCUAAAGCACCCAAAGGCGAAUAUAUCGAAACGGAAACCGGCAACAAAGUCUCUCGCCGGUCCCAGAUCCAUGGAACACACCACAUCUCACUCGGGGGGAAAUCGAUCAUUAUGGCCGACGCCGUCGUCCGCGGUGACCUUUUCCGCUCGUCAUCCUCGCAAUCGCAGUCGCAAUCGCAGUCACAGUCACAAUCUGGUAGCGGUGCCGGCAACAACAACAUCGCCAUCAGUAUCGGCCGAUACACGUUCAUCUCACGGAGCGCAAUCCUCCGCCCGCCCUCUCGUCUCUCGCGUGGUGUCCACACGUACACAACGCUGCAUAUCGGGUCUCAUGUUUUUGUAGGGGAGCGGAGUAUCGUCGAGGCCGCGAAGGUGGAAGAUAAUGUGACGAUUGGGAAGGAUUGCGUGAUUGGGUCGAUGGCGAUUCUGAAGGAAAGGUGUCAGGUACUAGACGGGUGCGUUGUGCCGGGGGGCAUGGUGGUGCCGAGUCAUUGUGUGGUUGGUGGGCAGCCGGCGCGGAUUGUGGGAGAUACGCCAAUUGCGUACGGGGUUGAGGGGCUGGAGGGGGGAUUGAGUCGGGAGAGAUAUCGAAGUAUCCGAUAG
This is a messenger RNA of Aspergillus nidulans FGSC A4, 609 nucleotides long. RefSeq names its product dynactin subunit 5. NCBI's taxonomy places the organism in Eukaryota, Fungi, Ascomycota, Eurotiomycetes, Eurotiales, Aspergillaceae. Gene Ontology annotation, cellular component: cytoskeleton. The record is from RefSeq and is a predicted model, not a curated record. The coding region runs from base 1 to 609 and encodes 202 amino acids. The transcript is spliced from 2 exons.